AUCUUCGGCUCCCCGCCUCGACCGUAAAGGGACAAAACUGUCGAACGGUCAUAAACAACCCCAUAUCCUGUGUUGUGUGUCGCGCAACCAUACAUUUAGUCCCUUGACCGCACAGAUUCGCAACCACCAUUUAGCCGCCCUGUCUGUACGCACUGGACGUUCAGGUCUCCACAACUACUAAGCCAGCAAUCCACCUCCACAAAACCCCGUCGGCCUUCGAAUAGCUUUGGUCUUCGAAGCGCCCAUUGGCUCGGUUACUUGCAUUUCGUGCCGCCUUAUACGUCUAGCCUCUCGUGGCUGAAUGUCAGCCGUAUUAAUAUAACCCUGGUCUCUCUCUCAGCUCUUCUUUGUCCAGAGGAACAGCUCCUCAUUCUGAUUUGGGAAUUCUGCGUUUCCUGAACAACGUACUUUCAAGAUGCGAAGCAACAGGAAAGCGCUCUUGACUUCUGGGCUGUUGGCGCUGGCCUCACGUGCCUCGGCUCAGGUCGCCAGUGUUUGUCCAGAGACAAGCGUCUGCUUCAAGCUCAACAUCCCAGAGAACACAGCAUCAUCUGGCAGUGGAGACAUAUUCUUCCAAAUCUCGGCUCCUAACACAUAUUCAUGGGUAGCACUCGGCCAGGGCCGGGCCAUGUCUGGCUCCAACAUGUUUGUACUCUACACAUCGGCAGACGGCAAUAAUGUAACAUUGUCGCCUCGAUCGGCGAACGGCUACAACAUGCCCACGCUGAAUAGCAAUACGCAAGUUGAGCUUCUUGAGGGCUCUGGCGUGUCCAAUGGCAUCAUGACCGCAAAUGUCAAGUGUUCAAACUGCAACAGCUGGUCAGGCGGCACUGCCGACUUCAAAGCUUCAAGUGGAAACUGGAUCUACGCCUAUCAGUCAUCUGGGGGUGCCUUAAACACCAACGACAAGUCAGCAUCAAUCCGCGAACACGAUCAGCACCACGCCUUCUCAUGGAACUACGCCAACGCGAAAGGAGGGAGCAGCGUCAACCCACUUGUGAACGCCGCAUCUUCGGGAAGUAGCACUGGAUCUGGAGGUGCAUCAGUCACGAGCUGCAUCCCGCGACAGGGUGCACAAACCACAGCAGUUUCCGUAACAGGAACCGGUACCGCCACUGCGGCCAACCCUACGAAGACGUCAGAUGAUAACAGCAACGACGAUGAUGACGAUGGCGAUGGCCGACCAUCUUGGGCACCUACAUGGGCCACUGCUCGACCAACCACUUUGCCAUCUGGCCGUCCAGGGGACAACGAUGACGACGACGAUGGUCCAAACCGCCUCGCAAAGCGACAAAGCCUGCCCUACUGCGACGACGCAAGUUCCGGCUCGGACGGCUUCACCUCGAUUGGCUCCGGCGGUGGUUCCUCAGAGCGACGCACCAUGCUCAUCGCGCACGGCGUCCUCGCAUCGCUCGCGUUUGUAAUCCUCUUCCCCGCGGGCGCAAUUGCCAUCCGCCUGGCUUCUUUUCCAGGCGUGGUGUGGUUCCACGCCCUGUUCCAGAUCUUUGCUUACGUCGUCUACAUCGCGGCGUUCGGGCUGGGCGUGCACAUUGCGAGCGAGAUGGAGAUGCUGGAUCACCAUCACCCGAUCGUUGGUGUCGUCGUCUUUGUGCUUGUCCUCCUGCAGCCGGUGUUUGGGUGGGUGCAUCAUACGAUGUUCAAGAGGUAUCAGAGUCGAACGCUUUGGUCGUACGUGCAUAUCUGGCUUGGCCGCAUUGCUGUCACGCUCGGGAUCAUCAACGGCGGGCUUGGGCUGCAGUGGGCGGACUCGAUGAAUAUGAGUUCGAGGGGCGGCAUUAUUGCGUAUGCGGUUAUUGCUGUGGUCAUGUGGCUGGCAUGGGUUGCUGCUAGUGUUAUUGGGGAGAGGAGGAGGACGAAGAAGGUGGCUGAUGCGCCGCCGAAGUAUGAGGAGGGAGCUCGUGCUGGGAGGAGUCAUAGGUCAAGGGGAGUGGGCGAUGAGACGGAUUCGAGUGACGAUAUCCAGUUGAUGAACUCGAGGAUGCACGGGCAUUAUGCGCCGAAGACUCAGUAGAGGAGGCGUAGACUGUGGCAACCGGUUAUGGAAUCGGCGGUUGUCACAAAUCUAUCUUGCAAUACAAUCUGCUAUCUGUC
Messenger RNA from Didymella exigua CBS 183.55, 2112 nucleotides. RefSeq names its product iron reductase domain protein. Lineage: Eukaryota; Fungi; Ascomycota; Dothideomycetes; Pleosporales; Didymellaceae. The coding region runs from base 416 to 2032 and encodes 538 amino acids. The record is from RefSeq and is a predicted model, not a curated record. The transcript has 3 exons.